AUGUCAUUCAAUUACACAUCUGCUUUCAAGACAAACCCUUUGUCGGUGGCUAAUCAGAGCGACAGCUGCAUCACCACCACGUUCAAGAGAUCCACGAAAAGGUCUUUAGAGCAAGACGAGACCCCUUCAGUGAAGAGAGUGUCGUCUUUCAACGAGACUCUUUCUAGAUUUUACCCCAUAUUCAAAGAUACGUCUGAGUGUUGCUCGAGCUUUGAGAAGAUGAGAAUCAGCUCGUCGUCUGGUAUGGAUAGCAACAGCGUGAAUGCGAAUUUGGGAACACCACAUAAGAUUUUCGAAAUCCCAGAGAUACUCGCGAAAAUCCUGUCGUUCGUGGAGAAAGACAGCAGGGUUCCUCAGGAGGUGAGUCCCAUCAGGAGAAAGCCAAUGAGUUUCCAACACUCGUUAAUCAUUCAUGGUAAUGUGAAGGACGCGACCAGAGCAUGGGAGUCUGAGAACAUGAACAACAACGCUGGAAACAAUAUUGGAAACAGUGAUCUUUACAGUUGCUUGCUAGUGAAUAAGCUAUGGUAUAAGGUUACGUUGGAGAUGUUGGAGAGAAAGUUGAUAUUUACGACGGAUGAGCAUUUUGAGUCGUAUUACCAGAAAGCGAGAAAGAACCAAGGAGAGGGACCCAAUAUAUAUAAUGUUGAAGGUGAUAAUUUUGACACCAUCAGUUGCCAACCUGGUUACAAUUCCUCCACUCGCACCUUCAUCUGCAACAAACUGAAAGGAGCCAAACAGAAGCAUCUCGACUUCAUCUGCGACAACACCAAGAUGAUCAAUUUGAACUGGAUAGAGUUCUACAUAUGUCCAUAUCUUCUUCCACCCCAGAGCAUGUUUGCCAACGGAAAUAUCACUAAACUUGUCAUUCCAUGCUCGAAAAUGGUGGAUGACAACUUUCUCAAGAUGGUGAGUAUCAACUGUCCAAAUCUGGAGAUCUUGGACAUCAGAGCAUGCGAAUUGGUUACGGAUGCAGGUAUCUAUUCCAUAGCGCUUAACUGCUCCAAACUGCACACAUUGAAUGUAGGCAGACAUUCACGCGGUGAGCUAAUCACGGACACAGGAAUUUCCGCCAUAUGCCGUUACACCCAGAUAAGGACAUUGGGAUUGGCAGGAUGCCAUGUGACGGAUGGAACGAUAUGGGAGAUCUUCAAGUAUAAGAACGAUCACAUAGAAAGACUCUCGUUGAACAACUGUUACAAAUUGUCAAAUCACGGAAUUCCAAGAGUAUUGGAGCUCAACGACAGGGAUUUCAGUCGUGAUAAUGGGAAUGCUUCUUUUAACGGCGUUGGUCACGAGAUCGCGCAAGGCACUGGAGUUUUUCCUCAUUUGAACGUUUUGGAGUUAAGAGGAUGUGUUAACAUCACAGACUUCAAAUCUCUGGUGACGUUCAGAAAAUCCAAGCAGAUUAACCCCAAAAGACCAUGCCAAGUCUCAGGUCGUACUCAGGUCCCUCUUUUAGUGGAAGGAUGCGAGAUUGUCGACAGGAGAAUCAAAGAGUUCGAACUCAUGGUGGAUCUGGAAAUUUCCUCGAGAAUCUUCAAAGAUUUGCAGGAAUGGGCUAAUGACACAAACGAUGAAGAUGUGCCUUUCAACGAUUUGUUCGCAAAGAAACAGUGCGCUGGCGCAUUAUAG
Kuraishia capsulata CBS 1993 is the source of this 1635-nucleotide messenger RNA. RefSeq lists its product as uncharacterized. The record is from RefSeq and is a predicted model, not a curated record. The coding region runs from base 1 to 1635 and encodes 544 amino acids. Lineage: Eukaryota; Fungi; Ascomycota; Pichiomycetes; Pichiales; Pichiaceae. The transcript has a single exon.